AUGAAUGCAAACGACGAGAUGAGCGCGUUGAUGGACCAGAAGCGGACUGUGCAGAAUGCCCUUGAGGCGCAGAAGGUUCACAUUCGUGUGCAGCAGCGUAGAGGAAGGAAAUUUGUUACCUCCGUACAGGGCCUCAACCAGCAACUAAAUUUCCGCCGUAUUAACCGUGAGUUCAUGCGCCGGUGGGGAUGCAACGGGACGGUGAUCACUACACCAGAGGCGGGAACUGUCAUUCAGCUGCAAGGAAACUGGAGCGAAGAGAUUCGCACAUUCCUUCUUGAAGAGCACAUGGCGACCGAGCAGAACUUAGAGAUCCACUCGCUGAACUGA
Messenger RNA from Trypanosoma brucei brucei TREU927, 330 nucleotides. Its product is annotated as protein translation factor SUI1-like protein. Gene Ontology annotation, molecular function: translation initiation factor activity; RNA binding. Gene Ontology annotation, biological process: translational initiation. The transcript has a single exon. The coding region runs from base 1 to 330 and encodes 109 amino acids. The record is from RefSeq and is a predicted model, not a curated record. Lineage: Eukaryota; Euglenozoa; Kinetoplastea; Trypanosomatida; Trypanosomatidae.